Fibroporia radiculosa is the source of this 1044-nucleotide messenger RNA. RefSeq lists its product as uncharacterized. The record is from RefSeq and is a predicted model, not a curated record. NCBI's taxonomy places the organism in Eukaryota, Fungi, Basidiomycota, Agaricomycetes, Polyporales, Fibroporiaceae. The coding region runs from base 1 to 1044 and encodes 347 amino acids. The transcript has 2 exons.
AUGUUCGAUCCUCUCGCCCCCUUCCCGUCGCCCGGUAUGGGCGCCUCGCUCGACCUCUUGGACUUCGAUGGGCUAUACUCCGGAUCCUACCAUCAGACGCCGUAUCUGCGUGACUUGAACAGUUGCAUUCCGGAUUUAGGGUCGAAUAGCGCUCCAUACCGAUUCACUGAAGAGGCUCAUUACCUGGCACCCAACCCCCAUCCUGAAUCGCGCGAAAGAGCUUUCUUCCCUGGCACAGAGCCACUCUUCAAAAAUGCAUUACAGCUUGGGUUAGACGCUGCCAGUGGCACAUGUACGAAUGUAUCCGCCGACUAUGACACUGCGCCUGUCGACCAAGGCCCCGUCUUCCCAUUCUCCCUCUUUGAAGACUUGGUUGGGCGUGCUCAGUCCUUGCGGCUGGACACGGAGACAUCGGAUGCCAUCACUCGUGCCCCGCUCCUCUCUUCCAAAGAGCUGCCACCCGCACUUUCUUACCCCGGGGCCUCGGCUAUCGACGCACACGCGAUACUUGGUGAUAGUGUCGAUAACGCACUCGCUCCGACCGUCCGAUCCCAACGCCGCUUCUCCCCGUACCCGUCACCGUCUUCAUGGUCUCCCUCGCCACUUCAGUCGCCAGUGCCCCUAGCACCAUGCCCGCCACGGAGGCCUGCGAAAGGCAGCGCGCGCGCACGAAAUCGACAAGUAUACCGCUCGGAUGCCGACUUCGUCGAUGCGCUCAUUAAGGCGCUGGAUACUCUGGUGUGCCCGGUGCCUGACUGCGGGUACACCCCGUCCGGCCGGCACAACGGGGAUCUUGAGCGGCACCUUAGAACCCAUCGAGCACGUCCGGACGAAGGCGAGUGGGCCUGCUGCGGCGUUUUGGUCCCCGAGAAUUACAUGAAUAGCAUGGAUCCUAAUGCCAUGUAUCUGCACAAAGGGCGCUUGAUGAUGGGCGGCUGUCAACGCGUCUUUAGUCGAAAAGAUGCGCUGGGACGCCAUCUGAAGGAGAGGAAGGGUAAGUGCCGCGGGGAUUUGAAGUUGGCAGAGCAACUGAGCAAGUCUUGA